CGUCAAAUUAGCUUCUCAAUAAUCAUCGAAGAAUUUUUAGUAUUUUUGUAUGAAAUCAACAUAAUUUAUAAAAUUAGUAUAGUACAGUGUUUAAAUUCAUAUUUUAUAUAUAAUGUUUACCUCGUCAAAUAAUUUAUCUGCUCAAUUCCAACAAGCUGUUUCAUUCAUAUCUGGAUCAAAUAUAUCUGAUUUCGAUAUACAACUAAAACUAUAUGGGUUUUAUAAACAAGCCCUAGAAGGAAAAUGUAAUCAACCUAAACCACCUAUUUACAAUUUAAAAGGGAGAAAAAAAUGGUAUGCCUGGUCUGAAAUGGGUGCGAUUUCCAAAGAAGAAGCUAUGGAACAGUAUAUAGAGUUAGUAAAAACAAUAAAUCCAAACUUUCAAUCAGUAAAAACGGGCUGGGUGUCUGUAAGUACACUUGCAAACAAGGAAAAACCAAUAUCAGAAAAUGAAAAAACCAUCAGUGAUUGGGUAAAAGAAGGAAAUUUAGAUAAAAUAUCAACUUAUAAACAUAACAUUAAUAUUAUUGAUGAAAUGGGAAUGGCUCCUAUACACUGGGCUUCUGAUCGUGGUAAUUUAACAGUAUUGAUGUUUUUAGUUGAAAACCUUUCAGCUGAUGUAAAUUUGCAAGAUGAUAUGGGUCAAACUGCUUUGCAUUACGCUAUAAGUUGUAACCACAAAGAUGUAAGCAAGUAUUUAGUGGAUAAAGGAGCAAGAACUGAUAUUCCAGAUGAUGAUGGAGUUACUGUGAUUCAAAUGUGUGCAAAUUCAAAAUUUAGUUCCAUUUUAUUACAGUCCUGAUGUUAUGUAUACUCUAAAUUUGAUAUUAAUGUAAAUUAGGUAUUUUUGUUAUAUUCACAAUUUUAUAUCACUUAUAUAAAAAGGUAAUUAUAAUUUUGUAGUUAAAUUUGUUUAAUAAUAUAUUAUGUGCAAAUUGUUUUGAAGCAGACUUGUAGGAGUUCAGUAAAUUAUAUUUAUUAAUUUAACAUCAAUAA
Adelges cooleyi (spruce gall adelgid) is the source of this 996-nucleotide messenger RNA. RefSeq lists its product as uncharacterized. The record is from RefSeq and is a predicted model, not a curated record. The transcript has a single exon. The coding region runs from base 113 to 802 and encodes 229 amino acids. Gene Ontology annotation, molecular function: fatty-acyl-CoA binding; protein binding. NCBI's taxonomy places the organism in Eukaryota, Metazoa, Arthropoda, Insecta, Hemiptera, Adelgidae.